AUGACAGAUCCUAACUUUUCCUUCACGACUUCUCGCCUUAAGAUCUCCUACCUAGAUCCUUCAAACCCUGUUCACUGCUCUUUCCUCGUCUCUCUCUGGAACACACCCGAAUUCAUAACCAUGCUCGGCGGCAAACCAACCUCCAUAACCAACCCCUCAGCCGCAAAAGAACUAAUCGAGAACCGCUUUCUGGCCGAACAUGCCCGUAACGGGUAUGGCACAAAUUUCGUCUCGUUACUCUCAACCAACACCCCCAUCGGCACGGUCCAACUCAUGCGAGGAGAAGACUCCUCCGUACUAGCUCCCGAUAUUGGGUAUGCUGUACUCUCUGAAUAUAUGCGAAAGGGCUAUGCUGUUGAAGCUGCCAAAGGACUUAUCGAAUAUGUGGAUAGGGAGAAAGGUGUCAAAGCUGUAUUCGGGUUUUGUGAUGAAACGAAUGAGGCUAGUAUGGGUACGCUCAGGAGGUUGGGCAUGAGGUGGGAGGGUGUUAGAAAGGUUAAAAUGUUUGGAGAUAAAGAUACAGCGGUGUGGAGUUGGGGGAUGGAGAAGGUGGAGGAUUGGGGGUUGGAAGAAUGA
Molecule: messenger RNA, 576 nt
Organism: Aureobasidium melanogenum CBS 110374
Lineage: Eukaryota; Fungi; Ascomycota; Dothideomycetes; Dothideales; Saccotheciaceae
Product: putative GNAT family acetyltransferase
Exons: 1
Coding region: 1-576 (191 amino acids)
Molecular function (GO): acyltransferase activity, transferring groups other than amino-acyl groups
Source: RefSeq, a predicted model, not a curated record